Miscanthus lutarioriparius is the source of this 957-nucleotide messenger RNA. The record is from the annotation of a GenBank genome assembly. NCBI's taxonomy places the organism in Eukaryota, Viridiplantae, Streptophyta, Magnoliopsida, Poales, Poaceae.
AUGCAGGGCGGCGGCGGCGGCGGUGAUCAAGCAGGAGGGAUCCUGGGCAUGGACAUGGGCGUGGGGUACGCUGGCGGCAGCGGCGCCGAGUGCUCGUCGUCGGCUUCGGCGGCGGCUGCUGCUGCCGCGGCCGCAGCCGCCGACGCGGCGGAGGCGGAGGAGCGGCAGUUGCUCAAGGGGGAGAUCGUGGUGCACCCGCUGUGCGAGCAGCUGGUGGCGGCGCACGUGGGGUGCCUGCGCGUGGCGACGCCCAUCGACCACUUCCCCCUCAUCGACGCGCAGCUCGCGCAGUCCAGCGGCCUCCUCCACUCCUACGCCGCCCACCACCGCCCCUUCCUCUCCCCGCACGACAAGCACGACCUCGACUCCUUCCUCGCGCAGUACCUGAUGCUGCUGUGCUCGUUCCGGGAGCAGCUGCAGCAGCACGUCCGGGUGCACGCCGUGGAGGCCGUCAUGGCGUGCCGCGAGAUCGAGCAGUCCCUGCAGGACCUCACCGGGGCGACGCUGGAGGAAGGGACGGGGGCGACCAUGUCGGAGGACGAGGACGAGCCGCCGAUGCUGGAGUCGGGCCUGGACAUGGGCUCCGAUGGGCACGACAUGAUGGGCUUCGGCCCGCUCCUGCCCACCGACUCCGAGCGCUCACUCAUGGAGAGGGUCAGGCAGGAGCUCAAGAUCGAGCUCAAGCAGGGUUUCAAGUCAAGAAUAGAGGAUGUGAGGGAGGAAAUUCUGAGGAAAAGGAGGGCCGGGAAGCUGCCUGGGGACACCACCAGCAUCCUCAAGGAAUGGUGGCAGCAGCACUCCAAGUGGCCAUACCCCACGGAAGACGAUAAAGCAAAGCUUGUUGAAGAGACUGGCCUGCAGCUGAAACAAAUCAACAACUGGUUCAUCAACCAGAGGAAGAGAAAAUGGCACAACAACUCCCAGACGUCAACCCUCAAAUCAAAGCGUAAAAGGUGA